Molecule: messenger RNA, 20841 nt
Organism: Spirodela intermedia
Lineage: Eukaryota; Viridiplantae; Streptophyta; Magnoliopsida; Alismatales; Araceae
Source: the annotation of a GenBank genome assembly
AUGCUUCAAUCAGUGGCCGCCGGGUGGACAUCCGUUCGCGUAACCUUCGGCCGCGGACCUCGCCGCGUCAGGUUCCGGGUUCGCGCCCAUGUCAGUUCGCAGCUCCUGCUUGGCGGCGGCAACGGGCCCCCUCCACCAUCGAGGGCCUCCGUCCUCCGGGAUAGCCUCCGGGUUCUGGAAUGGGACAAGAUUUGCGACGCCGUCGCAUGUUUCGCUGGCACUGCCCUGGGCCGGGAUGCAACCAAGGUGGGUCGGCUCUGUCCAUCCCCUUCCCUUCUGGGUUUUGAUGUUCUGCGAAUUGAGGUCGUCUCUUUGGUUUUCCCCAGGAGUUGCUGUGGAGAUUGGACUUGAGUUAUGAAGACAGCAAGACCCUCUUGGCCGAGACGGCGGCUGCGGUGGAGAUGAUCAAGUAUGGAGCUGGCGGGGUGGACUUGAGCGGGGUUGACGUCCUUCUUGUGAGUGCUCUCUUCCUAUGUUUGUGUCCCCUGAUUCUGAGAAUUAUCGUGAGCUAGAUAUCAUGCCUUGAAGCAUGACAAAAUGAGAGCAAAAGAAAUAGAACAAAAGGUGCCUAGUUUUUAUUGUUUCAAGAGGAUGUGCUCAGUGUAGUCGGUUGCCUGGGAAGCUCUGGUUAUCACUCAAUGGAUGUCUUUUUUUUUGCCUACACCGGCAUCAUGUACCAAAUCCUUCCUUCGAAGUUUAUCUUAGGAAUAGUUGCAUUUGUUUUUAAUGAAGGCCACUUUUGGUUCAGUUUUUUUCAUCAAUUCAUAUUAUUACCUACGACAACAUCUGCAUGGAGGAGAAACGGUGUUGUCUGAGUUCAGCUUAUUUAUUUAUUUUUAAAUUUUUCUCCCAUUUUCAAUGUUGAUGUAUUCUAUUAGCCACAGAUACACAGGAGAGAGGAUUUCAAAUUCUUGGGAUAUUCUAUAAGCGAGGAGACACUUGGUCCCAGAGCGGCUGCUGGUUUAAACCCCUCCUUUGCUCAGUGACCUGGGUCGGGUUCCUUUACGAUGUUUUCUGCAGCAUUCAAGCUAUUGCAUGCAUAUGUAGGUGUUAGUCUCAUUCUUCAGAUUGAAUCAUGUUCCUUAUUACCUGACUAGAAAUGGAGAAUUACAGGAGAACCAUCCACAGGGAAUAGGUCAAAAAUGGAUUGGUAUGUCUUAGAAAUCAAUUCCUGAACCUCUUGUUUUUAAAAAAAAUAAAAAAUAGUGGUAAACUCACCAGUUUCAUGUCAGAAAUAUUUAUUAGAAAAAGGUGGAGUAGGAUGCCUAGGUCAGAAGGGGAUAAUUAUUGGAAAGUGCGUUGUCUCAUGGUACAAUUGUCCUUGUGAAAGUGUAUUUUUCCACAAUCUUAAUUCUAUCAUUAUUGACAACAUAGUAAUAAUGGGAACGACCCCCUCCUUAGUGCAUUGUACUUCCUCAUACCAUAGUAAUAAUGAGAAGCCCGGUUUUGAUCAUAUUAAAGCCUUUUUUUAACUGUAAAACCUGAGAGAGGAGGGUGGCAUGUUAGAAGAAAGAAGGCUUUGAGAUUUUAAUGGAGAGUCUAGCUAAGCUUAGUUUAGACAAUGGUAAUAUCUGUUGGCCCAUUGUGAAAUAUUCUGUCUUUCAACUUUUAUAAAUCUCAUAUGGGAUCCGUAGAAACAAUGAAAUGGCACAUCCGUCUUUAUGGUGAGCCUUUUCUUUCUACUUAUUGGGUAACCAUUCACUUGGCCGCAUGAUGUUGGAAGAUGUGAGCACAGCAGGAUUUAUGAUAUUGGGUGCUCAACAUUGUGUGAGAACUCUUAUUGUCUUUCUGAAAGCUAAUUUUUCUUGUUUGACUGAUGCGGUUCACACAUUUCUUUGCAUCUCAGCUAAUAAUAUUAUGAAAACACGUUUUCCUCUUAUAAGUUUGAAUAUUUUUCCAUCACUUGGAUUCUUUAAAUGUCGUUUCACUCUUUUGUCAGGUUUUGGAUGCUAAGUUGGCUGCCUUAUAUUAUGAACGUGAAUAACAUCCAAUAUGGUACUGGAUUUUUUUCUCUUGAAGGUGAAGUCAGCUAUUGGUCGUGCCUCCCGAGGUCUUCCUAUUAGUGGAAUUGAAGCAAUGACAAUCUGCAGCCUGCUGGAAUUGGCGGAAACAUUGCAAAUGACUGUCAAAACAGCAACUAAGGAAGAUCCGGAUUGCUACAAUCGGUUUUUGCCUAUUGCACAACUGGUAAGUUAUGUUUUGCUGUGUUGUUACCUCAGUGAGCACUGCCUUAUCACCAUAAGAUAUUUCGCUCCUGUUGUUUUGGGUAGAUAAUGGAGCUUAAUAUAUAUCGGCCAUUUAUCAAGUUGGUGCAGCAAGUGAUAGACGAGGAUGGAUCUGUGAAAGAUAGCGCGGUCUGUUCUUCUUCUCAUUUUCUUUAUGAUAUUCGUAACGUCUAGAGAACGUGAAAUUUUAGUUCACUAUUGUGAUACUCUGUGUGGCAAGCUGCAUUAUGUGAACCUUGAUUUUAAAAUUUUACUCCUUUUUCGAAUGUUCCAUCCUUUCUUUCCUCAUCUUCUUUUGUUAACUAGAUGAUGUGUGUGAAUUCCUGUUAGAUUGGAUCAUACUCGUUCAGAAUUCGCUGAUUUUCAUCGAUUGAUGUUAGUCUGUUUCAUAACGAAAUUGGAUGAUUCAAAGCUUAUUCUAGAUAGUUCUUAUUACUCUAGGAGGCUUUUACUACUUGCUGGUUACGUCUUGCACUAGGAAUAACGUUACCAACGAGUGAAAGCUACUCCAAGUUGAUUUGACAUAGUAACCAUGACCUAACAAGUCAAAUAGGCGAAAAAUAAUUAAUGAGCGAUAGUCUUAAGAGGUUCUCAUAUUUCAUAUCCUUCAUCAAUCAAUGUAUUAGCUUCUUACACAUUUUUAUUAAAACUUUAAUCUUCUUGGUUGGUAAUUACAGACAAUUUUAUUCACUCGUGCUUUGGAUAGUGCAAGAAAAUGACAUAAGUUUCUGUUUCUGCCAUCUAUAACAAUUUAUUUAACAGUUACUGUUAGACAUCAAGGGCUAAAUUUUUUCUUGUUGCUUGUUCCAUGUCCUAGUAACUUUUUUUGUAAUAUCUUAUGGUUAGUCCGUUUCCAUUUUUCAUCUCAGAGUUCCGAGUUGAAGCGAUUGCGAGAUCAAGUACGAGGUCUUGAACAAAAGGUUUAUGAGCUUCUUUAAUUACUCAAACAAAAGGUGCCUUUUGUUUGUUUCUGAUCUGCUUAUUUUAUUUUCUUUGUAGUCCUGUUACUACUUUCUUUAAAUUUACAGUAUUUAAGGCUCGCAACUCCUUGCUUGGUGUGGGUGUCUUGAAGCCUGAUUGGUAUGCUUUGAUUUUGGAACUGUGUACCAAUGCUGGGAGGAAAUGACGAGGGAGGUGGAUCAGAUAUCUGUGGAAAUAUGGAUUUAAAUACCUGUAGACAUAUGCCAAACAGUUAAUGUCAAAGAUCUAGUAUAAACGGUUCUUAAGAAGAUCAAUGGUGAGGCUCGUCUAGUUGAGAUUCCUAACUCCAGAGGUGUCUCCAACACCUUCAAUAUCCUUUGUUUUUUUUGGACAUCACUUGCGUGGUCCUUUAACCAUGUCUCUGAGGUCAUGAUCUCUUCAAUUAUAAGGGCUCACGUUAAGAUUUUUGAUACAUUAAGGCUAAGAAUAAGGAGAAGAAUGUGCAAGCCAAUUGGGUUACACCAAGACAACUGUGCAGCGAAUGUCGUUAAAUAUAAGAGUAUAUUGGACAAGCCCUACUUUUAUAAUUCAUUGGUGUGGGAGAAAUUAAAUAUAGAGGAAGUAUAGUGGGGGUGAUUAUGAUGGUUCUUUCCUUCCCCUGACAUGACUCACGGAUUCACUCCCCAAAAAAGAAUUAGUACCCAUGGAGAGUUUGAAUGUCUCAGUGCUUGUGCAAAUCUUGGAAGCUCUUGUAGAGUAAAAGACUUAGCCCCACUCUCCGUCCAGGCAAUGGCUAUAGAUUAUGUGAUGUAGGUCCUGGUGACCGGUGCUGAAGUUUUUGGUUUGUUGAUUUUUCUUUGAUAGUGGCUCAUCCCAUGCGAGCAGUCCCUGGGAAAGAUUCAAAGAACAUGUUAAGGAAAUAUGCCUGAUGCCAACUAUGGCAGGCCAUAGUUCUGAUUCACGUUGGUCUGAUGGACUAGUAUGGAGCCGGCUGUUGGGCAGACUAUAUUUUUGGCCUGGGCUGAGGUUCAUGGCUACAAAGGGUAUGGUGCACUUCACACACUAUCUCUUUUUCCAGUCUGGUGUGUAGCUUUCCACUUUUUCUGAAAGGUGGCAGUCCUUAGGCAUUGUCCUAUACAAGGUGGGAUCAGGUUAGUGAGAGCCCAGCAUUAUUUUUUGGUGGGGGUUGUUUGCAUUAAACUUCUGAUGUAAAAUUAGAUAAGGAAGUUUUAACCUGUCAGAAGGAAGAAAAGUGACUCUUUUAAGAGUGUAAAAAAAUGGUGGAGUGGUUCUCCAUAAAGGCAGUAAGAUUUAUAAUUGGGGACAUUAACAAAACAUCCUCCUUUUUUCUAUUCUCAUCUAAUGGAGCUGGGUUGUGUCCAGAGGGUGCUAAUGAUGCAUGGAACUUGGAAUUGGCUGAUUCAUAUGGAUUGCCACUAGAUGCUCUAUUUUUUGAGGUUGAUGCGGGGGGAUGUUUGAUCCGUCCAUUGUUAUUUAAAAGUGAUGUAGGACAACGCUUAGACAGAUGAGAUGGACCCAAAAUUUGUGACCCAAGUGACCUGAAAAUGUAAGAACAUAGGGAAGAAAGGUUGAAAGGCCCAAAACUACUACAGAACCCGAAUUCGAGCAAUUAGGUCCAAAGCCACAUGAAUAAUGUGUCAGAUUCGUCGGGCUAGUAACUGUUCCGUAAUUAAUUCGCUUUCAUAUUGUUUUUCUUAGCUGAACCGACUUUUUAGGGGACUCAUAACUGAUUUCGGCCUAUUUAAAGGCCAGCAUGCUGUAACUUCAAGGGGGAACAAUAGUAUACCAUUUUCAUUCUGUUUGUGAGACAUAUUUGCUUACGGGUUGAAGCAAUCCUUGUGGAUUCAAGGGACGUUAUUCUGAUCCAUUUUGAUCAAGGGCCAUCUGGGACGAUCCUUGUGGACUCAAAGAUUGAAAAGCUCGUGCCUUGUAAAUUUCAAUAUCCAAUUUCCCUGACUUCUAUUGUUUGAGAAAGGGCACCCAAGAUAUUCUGCCUCAACCUUAACUAUGCUGAUUGUAGACAGAUUGUCAUGUCUGAAGCCAUUUAAUCAGAUCAACCAGUUUAUGAUAAAAGUGCUGUCCAUUGCAGGAAGGACAUGGAAAUGCCUCUUGUCAAUGGGGGGAAGAGGAAGGAAUAGAGGGGGGAAGAGGAGAGAGGAAAAAAAUCUGAAAAAAGGGACACCUGAAGUGCUGAUUUCUGACAUCACCUAUUUCUGGUGCUUGUUACGACUGCCGUUGCUGAUGCUAGCAUGUCGCCCCUGGAGUUUAGCCCCGCACACUGCCCUGAUUACGUACCAAAGGUGAUUCUGGAUCAUGGUUGGACUGGUGGGGGGAGAGUUAGUAAAUAGGCAAUUUUUAGGUCCGAGCUUUUAUUUUAAGUUUUGUUGCGCUUAUGCCUGUUAUUAGAUUACACUGUUAUUAGUAAUCUUAUCCGUUUUCUUAGAUUACUCUAUUUCAAGUAAUAGAGUUUUCAAUCAAAUGUGUUCUUCCCUCUGAUAAACUGAUGUGAACAUUUUUCACCUGAACCACAUCGCAGCAUCUGACUAUGGGUACCAUGCUGCAAUGGGUGGUGAGCAGAAUUUUCUAUUACAGGUGUCCUUCCGGAAUUGUCUUGUUUUUGCUGCUGUCAAGCCUGACAUUGGUGUCCUCUUCUUCUGUUUGGAGAAGCAGAUAACAGGCUAGAAGAUUGUGGCUUACACUUAAAUAAGGAAGGCUGUAAACCAACUGGCGUUGCUUGAUAUAACAUUGUCAUCCAAUUAAUGUGAAUUUCCAUCUCGUGCUGAGCUUUAAUGUGGAUGUUUUAACAGUAAAGAGAGGACUAUAUUAGGAAGUAUUCAUAGCUUUUCAUGUAGGCUAUUAACUCAACCGUCCAAUUACUUGUCCAUUAAAACAGAGGGGCUUAAGGACUAAGGCUUUAUGAUGUCCAGCCUCCUGACAUGGUGUUUGAAAUUAUGACAGUACUCACUAACCUGUUCGCUUGAUAACAGAGGAACAGAAUUGCAUGGUACAAUGAGCGUACAAGAAGGGCAUGCUAAAAUAGCUUAUCUAAUAGCUUGUCUGCCUUACCUUGAAUGAAAAUAACAGAAAUGAUCCUUUAAGGUUUGUUACCUGCUAGUCUACUGGAUGUUGUCACAUAUGUGCAAUAAGGGUGAAAUUUCUGAUAACAUGCAUAACAGGCGUGCACUUGCAUUCUUCUGUCUUUAAAACUGCGCAAACUGUCAGUUUCGAAAAUAUUAUAAUAUCUUAAUGUUGAUAUCUGGUGCUUUUUUUUUAUUAUUAUUCAGUUGUACCAGCUAAUGGAUAGGUUGAUUAGGAGCAAUGGUGGUGAAGCUUACUCUACGGUAAGGUGCUGGUGAAAUGGAUGAUUUCUUUUUGUCCUUGUAUUUUAUGUAACUUUCGAUUGUAUGGUUUUUAGGAGCUUAGUAUUGUGAAUGGAAGAUGGUGCGUCAAAGCAGCACUUGAUCAGAAUUCAAAAUUUGAGGGGUUAUUACUAUCCAGGUGUGUUCCUUAUUUCUAUGUAAAGUAUAUAUUAUUGCACAGAAUUGCUGGUACGAUAUGAUUAUGAAACUGCUGAAUGAAGGAAAAGAUAGGCUCUCAAUAAAAUCAUUGCAAAAUCUUAUAGCUACAUUUCAUGAGUGAAACUGGUCACCAGUGGCCUAGGUUUCCAAGGAAGGUAGUAGUUUAGUUAUCCAUUGGAAAAAAUCAUGAUUUUUGAGUGGAUAAAUGGGUGUUACAAAAUUUAUCGUCUUCUCCUAGACCUUCUGAUUUUACAUCAAUAGCCAUCAGAGAGAAGACAAACGGGGAGGGGAAGCCACAUUUGUGGCCACUUGGGGGGGGGGGAAGGGGGUGGGGGUGGUGUUUGGGGGGUGAGAGACGAGGAGUGAGCAGUGUUAGUGGGAAGAAAACGGGUGGCACGGAUUAGGCUUUCUUUUGGAAGGGUGAGUUAGUCUUUUCUUAAAAUUGAUUAAAAAGCAACAUUUAACCGUGGUUAAACCAUUUAUCAUUAACAGCGACUAGUUCUUAAUUUUGGAGUAUAUAGGAAGUCAGACUGCCGAGUAAAAGUACAAAGGACAUCCCAAAAUUGAUUUAUCUUUUAAGGAACUAUACUAAAGUUAACUCUGUCUCCUUACUUGAUAAACUUGGUUUUUGAGACAUUCAAUGAUGUAUUUUGUCUGCUAAUUUACUAUGCUAAAACUAUUUGAUUGAGAGAUGUAAUAAUUGAUAAUGCCGAGAUCAAUGUCUGAAUGUAAAGUAGACUAAAAGAAACUUAGAUCACUACAGAAUAAGUUUUAAUUUCUUUUCUUCUAAAGACAAGAUGAUUCAUCCAUAAUUACAUCCCACAUUAAAAAUAAUCUUGAAUAAAUUCUGUUAGACGAAUUCAUAUUGGAAAAUAUGCCUACAAGGGUUUAACGUGACCAUUACUUCAAGUGGAAUAUUUAUUUUUAGUUCUGUUCCUUCGAAAAAAACAUCUUUUAUGUGUGUCAAAGACUAUUUUCACCUAUUCUGGAAAUGCAUCUGAUUAGAAAAGUUGACAAUCUUAUCUUUCAUAUGCUAAUCCCGGAACACACCCGUAUGUAUAUAUUAGUAUGACCGCAUCUUUUAAUUUGGGAAAUAUGAGAUACUCUAAGGUUGUUUAUGUUGAGAAUGUAAACGAAAUUCUACUUUCAGAUGACUAAUGCAGGUGCUGUAAUGCUGUUGUAAUCGGUGAACCUGAGUACUAAAAAAUGUGUGUUAUGUAAACAUAACAGAAAAUGGACAAUUUUGGCGUGGGAAACCCUUUUAACUCGGAUGGUGUGAAACCACAAGACAACUAGGAUGACAUCCACUAAAAUGAAAUGGAAGAUGUGAGAAUCGAUUAGAUUAAGGGUUGAAAUCUGAGGAACUCAACUUUAAAGAAAAUACGGAGUUAAUUCGGACCAAAGGUUGGGAACUAGUAUCCAGAAAACUUACUCUGGAGAUAAUCAAAUCCUGAGUCUGAUAAGUAUCGGAGAACAGUCUAAAUCGAACAGGAAAAACCCAUUUCUCCUUAUCCCGUCCUCUCUCUCUCAAAGAAUUUAUAUGUAUAUAUAUUCUUUUCUCUCUUAUUUUCCUCUCGUGGCUGACACACACCUUUUUCUUUUCUUUGUUUGCCACCUCUCUCUCUUUCUCAAAAUAGGCUUUAAGGAAACAACCCAAAUGGGAUCCUUGUGGUGGAUCAAAAAUGGAUCCCACUGAAUUUUUAGAUUGGAUUCAUAUGCCAACACAAUAUUCUAUAAGAUAUAUAACAUUGGCUAUUUAUAUAAGCGGGUUAGAACUUUGUAUUGAGCAUAUGUUUAAUCUUCUCUUUUAUCAGAUUAUAAAGAAAUGUGGAAGUGAUAUCAUUUUCCUCCAAUCUUUUGUGUCCAAAUUUAUAUUGUAGGUGCUGAGCUACUUGAGCUAUUCAGACUAAUGUGAAUUAUUAUUUUCUUUCUUCUACUGGGCAAGCAUUGAACCAUGCAGCAUGCAUAUAAUGAGAUUGCUGUGAGAAUAUAAUCAGAGCUCCUUUUAAUAUUUUUAAAACUUAAAAUUUAUCUCUUUCUGAUUUAUUGGAACUUCUCAAGUGGUCCGGGUGUAGAAAGCUUCAUUGAGCCACUGUCUGCUGUUCCUCUGAAUGACGAACUACAACAGCUGAAGUCGCUCGUGGUUAGAGCUGAGGAAGCUGUACUUUCAAAAUUAACUGAUAAGGUUUGAUGGCACUUUUCAAUUGUGGCGGAUUGUCCUCACUUUUUUUUUCAAGGACCAUUAUCUGUUGUUUACAAUUUCUUUUUAAAAUUUUCAGAUGGUGGCAGAGCUCGAUGGGAUACAAACUCUGUUGGAUACAAUUGUACAACUGGAUGUGGUAAGUGCCAUUUAUCUGACCUCUUUCUAUAAACAAUGUGCUGCGAAUGGGAUUUCCAUUUACAUGGGAGUAUCUUGCUCUUCUUGAUUGUUCUAUUAAAUUCAUGUUAAUUAGCAUGAAUGCGUUAAAUACAAGUUCAAAUUUUGGUAUUCAAGCGGUGAUAAAUUGAUGACUUUGUCAAGACGAAUUAUAAGGCUGACUCAGUUUUCAGCUUUAUAUUAAAGUUAAACAGUCAAAGAUUUGCUUGUAGCUUCAUCAAAGUAAAUAGCUCCUUACACAAGCCGAAUUCAAUUUUUCAGUAGAUUGAGAUGACUUUAAUAAUCUGAGAUAAGGACGAACGAGAAGAUAAUUUCACCAUUGUUGGGCGAAAUUAUCUUCUUGUUGCCAGAGAUGAGCACAUGGUAUGUUUGAUCGCAACUCCAGUCUCUUGGAGUUCAGCUCAGAUCACUGUUCUCUGAGUAGUGUAUCUCCAUUUUACUGAUAGGGAAUUUCACCCCUAUUCCUCUCGCCCAGGAGUCUGGUUGCAAGAUUAUCUUUCUCAUUUGUCCUAAAAGUCAGCUUCUUUUCCUCUUUUUGUUGCAACUAAACCCAUCUUGCCCAAUAAUUCUAUUGCUGCCUUUUCUAGUCAAUCAUCAUUGUCAAUAGACUUUAUAAAAUUAUGAGGGGAAUGGAUCCCCUUUCUGCUUGCCUUAUCAUUCGAUAUAACAGGGGCUUUGUUUGCUUCGAAGAGACAUCUGUCUUUCCCUGCCAUUCCUCUUAAACCUCUCCCUUUCAAGCCAUGGGACAUUCCUUUCACGUCCUCUUCAAUCUAACCAAGUCUUAUGGAACAAUUGGCUUGAGGAAUUGUGGAACAUCAAUGAUAGGCCUUGUCUUCAGGCUCCAAACUAUCUCAAGGGCACUAUUAAUGAAAAAAAUAGGCCUGCAUGAUAACUACCUUGCUCAUUUGUGCCAUUAUUAUCUUUGAACCUAAUUGGUGUAUUUAUUUCUUGAAUGUUUGAUCCUCAAGAAACGUACAUAAUAUAAUAUUUAUCUUUGUUAUUGAUUGCUCAGACUUUGUAUGCGCAUCACAAGAUUUAAAUAAUUUCCUUCAAGGUUUUCACUUAAUUUAUAUUACCAUAUCUUCUAACGGUAGUGACAGGAAUACCUUAUUCGGCGGAUAUUCGUGGAAGAACAACCUUUAUCUCUGGUCACUCAGUCUGUAUUAUUUCCGUUUUUUUCUCUUCCUCUUGAUGAAUUUUUAAGCAUUGCUUUGGUGGUGAAACGUAGGUAUUUGCCAGAGCAAAGUAUGGUCUUGCCUUCGGAGGAACCUUUCCUGUGUUAUCAUCUACGGGGAAUGAGCUCACGCACAGCAGAAAUGCCGGCAAUCUUUCAGCGGAAAAGCCUGACAACUCUAACCAGAACAGCAGGAAGUUGUACCUGAGGAAAGCUUAUCAUCCGCUUCUGGUUAAAAAACAUCACGAUAACUUGCAACAAGCUAGAAAGGAUGUCACUAAUGCUACUUCUGUAAGCUAAACUUUAGGUGCCCUCUAAAUUUCUUCAUUUAUCCAGACCAUGCUAUGGCAACAAAGUGUGAUAAGCUCUCUUCGAUGAAACAUACAUUUUCUAUCUCACUAAUUUUUUGUCUUAUCUUCAAGACUACAGGGGAAUAUGAAUUUGCUCAUAUGAAUUUGCUUUGAUCGGUUCCUGUAGGAAAUGAGAAGGGCAAGACUACAGGGGAAUAGUAUGGUAUCAAAAGGUGAUGGUGAAUUGCGACUGGCAAAUUUAAAACUCAGGGUAGGAGUUAAAGGAAUAUUCAUGUUAGUGUUAUUCUUCGUUUAUCAUAUUAAUUGUAACUUUCUGAUCUAGUUUAUUCCUCCACAAUGCUUAUAUUAAUUCAAGGUUGCUGAAAUUGAGGAACGCCAUCCUGUACCAGUUGAUUUUCUUGUAUCCGGCAAAACAAAUGUGCUGGUUAUAACCGGUCCCAACACAGGGGGUAAAACCAUUGGGUUAAAGACAAUUGGCUUGGCGUCCAUGAUGGCAAAAUCAGGUUUGGCUUGCCUUUGCAUGUCGUGCAUUAUUGAGAAUUCCUGCUGUUUGUUUCUUUUCUUAAGGUUCCGUGUGCUAUAUGGCUAGGAGUAUGAGCUCUGUUGGAAGAAGAAUCAAGCUCAUCUUGCAUAGGUUCACUGUAUGAGUUCUGAAGUUCUUGCAUCAUCUGGCUUCAUCAUCGUUAACAGAGUCUCUCCCAAUUUGGGAUACGUCUCCAUUUAUCCUUUAGAUUAUAUAAUCAAUUACCCAUCUUACAUACAGCUAUCAGACAGUUCAUUCAUCAUAUGUCCUUGCUUAUUCUGGAUGAGAAUCUGAAACUUUCCUUGCUAUAUCUUAUCCAGCUUUAUCUUUCAAUGAUGUGAAAUCUUUAUUGGGGACAUUUCUUUGUAUUUUCUAACUGUUCAUUGGAGGGUGUUUGCUCCAGAGUUUCACUGAAUGGGUCACUUGAAUGCUGAUCCAGUGUUUCUAUUUCUUUUAAAAGACAUCACGAGAAAGGUGUUUAUCUACUGCAUAGUUGACUGAGUAGCUUGCUCAAGUAAACCUGACAUUAAGGUGCUGUCACAUCGGUGACUGUCGCCGUAUAUACUGGUUUUAUUGUGAUUUUUUUCGCUUCUUCAUUUGUGAAUUGUGUGGUUUCUGUUCAUCGGAACAAUUUUUUGAUUUAUACAUCUUUUGAGUCAUUUGAAAUGAUGCUCCAAACUGGGGUUGACUGAUUUACUAUUCAGUUAUACAUUUUAUACAAGGUUAUACAUCCAUGCUUUUAGAGUUCAAUUCAUUGUGAGAAAUGAUAUUGACAUAUUUGGGUUCACCUGGUUACUGCUGACUUUUUCAUUUAAAUAUAACGCCUGGUACUAUUUAAUGGUAUAACUUGCCUCAUUCUCACGUGGAUAUCAUGCAUCAUAACCUGUCUUAAGCUAAGCCAGUAGAUAUUGGAGAAUUUUAUCAUGUUUUAUACAGUUGGUUUUUCUAUUUCAGGUCUCUAUGUUCUUGCUUCUGAGCCUGCUGAAAUACCAUGGUUUGAUGGUGUAUUUGCCGAUAUCGGUGAUGAACAAUCAUUGGCUCAAUCUCUAUCUACAUUUUCUGGACACUUGAAGCAGAUCAGUGUAAGUUCUUAUCACUUUCCAUGAGUUUGCGAUUGAAUGUGUUUGCUACCGUAAAUAUGCCUGACAGGAUAUCAUCCCUAAUCCCCUACUGUAUUGUGCAUUUACAUAUCAUGGGGAAUGCUAACAGCUUUUCAUUCUGCAUAAUGAAUCUAUGGUUGGAAGUUUAGAUUAUGAUCUAAAAUUGAAAAGGGGUUUUGCUUAUUUUGUUAUCAGGAGAAUAGCGAACUACAUCUGAGAAUAAAAUUGGUUCAACUCGAUUCUUUCUGAUGACAAAGUGUUCACUAUGAUAUGUAGCAACUUGAAUUUUUUUGUCUCUGUAUAAUUGGAAGUUAAAUGCUCUUCCAGAUUUAUCUUUGAUAUAAUUAAGAGUUCAAAUUGGUGUGAGUUAUUCUUUCCUGAUCUGUGGCCUGAUUUUGAUAUUGGGUGAAGCUGACAUGGGUAUCUCCAUGCAGAACCUUAAUUUGUUGUAUUGGGCUUAUGGGAUUUCUUUCACCCUAUCAACUACUAGAUCUCUAAUAUACCUGAUUACAUGAUAAGAGAGAACACUGGCACUUGGGGGCGUCCCCUCUACAGAGUAGUACAAGGAUUUUACGUAGGUACCUUUUCAUGGGAUAUUUUUGCAGGGUUGGACCUCGAUAUUCCUGUUACAUGAAAUAAUGUUUUGAUAUUUCUUUUUGACUGAAAAUUUUCCAGUUUCGACCCUAGAUUAAUUUAGUGCCUACUCUUUGGCAAGAAAUUUCCCUUCCUCAGUUAAUUCACCUGUUAUUUUCUUGAUUUUCAUAUAUCAUAUGUUGACUGUGUAAAUGAGUUAAAUUUGAAGUAUGAAUAUUAUCACAGUAGGUUUCAAAUGGAGGCAAGUACAAUAUAAUUGGUGUCUCCAGAAAGAUAUAAUAAACAUUGUUACCAUUGACAGUGCAGUAUCUUUGGAUUUAAUUCGAUACCUUGGUUAACUAAACGCAUUUUUUUAUUGGAAUAGUUUUUUUCCUUUUCGAAUUUUGAACUUUGUUUCAUGUUGUCUAUCUAUGUGCAUAUCCAGGCAAUUCGGUCCCAGUCUACCAAACAAUCACUGGUUCUUCUAGAUGAGGUAUGCACAAUAUUCUGUUUCUGACGAAAUUUUGUUGCCUCAGUCGAAUUCCUUGAAUGAAGCAUAAACAGGAAAAUUUUCGGGCUCAAUCAUUGACAUGAGGAAUAACACACUUUAAUGAUCACUUCUUGUAGGUUUGGUAGCACAAUUCGAUAGGGAAAUGUGUGAUUGAUGCUUUGUGUUCGGGAUCAGAAACAUGGAACUCGGUUCCUUUUCCUUUUAUAUUCGUCCUGGAUGGUAGCAUUUUGGGUUUGUCCAUGGCUUCCAGAGUAGAAGUGUAGAACAUCCAAAUAAGUUUUCUUCAGAAAUUUCUCUGUUUUUAAAUUUUUCGCCACAGAUAGAAUUUAUCCUAUGAAAAUUUCAAUGUUGUCAGUUCCUUUGAAAAUUUUACUGUAGAUCCCAGCUUAUCCGCUCAGUUAUGAAAUGAAGCUUGUGAUCGAGUGACCGUGUGGCCGAUUUCCUUUGCUUAUAGAUAUAUAUUUUGUAUUGGGAACAAAGAGACUUAUGCACCCCUCUGCAAGAGUCAGUCUGGGUUUUGAUAAAAGAAGAAUAAUGUGCUAAGAAGCGGAAUAAUUGACACUGAAAAGGGAGAAGUAUCCCUGCCAUCCUUCUAAUAUGAUUUCUUCCUGCACAUGUCACCAUAAUUUGUGUGAACAUUUCUUCGAUGAAUGCAUGUCUCAAGUCUUAGUUGACUUUUCAUUAUACUGUUCUAAUCCCAGGCACCAACUUUUAUUCAUAAAUGGAAGGAAAACGAAAAAUUAAAGACAAAGCAACAAAUGAAAAUGGUAGCAUGUGUAAUAAUUAUGAGUUGAAGUCCCAAAACAUUAGUUUAAACGUGACACAACAUUUAAAGUAAACCCGAUGGCAAAAAUGGACUCACUUGAGUCCCAGGAGUCACCAUGGUUGUACAACUUGUCCAGCAAGAAGGCCUACCCAACUAGUAACCUACAUGUAAAAAAGACAGACUAGUAUGCCAGGCUAAACUUCAUGAGGUACGAAAGUAAAAUGGCGGAAAUAUUUUGUUGUGAAGAGUUACUCCACAGGAAUCCUGGAUGUGGAAAAAGAUAGUUUUUGGUAGAUAAGCUAAGGACUAGUUCAUCAGGCAUGACGAACUUCAGAGACGGGUUGAAGAUUUGGUUUUCUAGGUAUGAUUAAGUUGAAAAAUAGUGAGAGACUUUGAUUGUCAAGUUUAUAGCAUAGAAGAACUGAAGGAAUUUUUCAUCAUUGACAGAAAGUUGAAGGGCUGGAGCCAUUUUAUACGAAAAUGGAUUGGUCAUAAAUUGAUGAUCUGGUUCAUCAAUGUCAAAGUGCUGAUGAUAUGAAAACCUAUCCGCUAGGCAUGAUGAACCGAUCAGCAGGGGACCCGGCUUGAAAGGUAGGAAAACCUUGGCCAAUUAAGGUACAGAGAGCUCGACGGAGAAUACUAAGAAUCGGUUCAUGUCAAAUGAUAACAAAACAGGUGGAUUAUCCAUCAUCUUAAAUGAUAAUAACAGGAUAUAUUUGUUGUGCCAUGCCAAAUUGCAAUGUCUUCUUCUGUACAUUUCAGUUGGAUAAGGAUCAUCGAUACAUGUGUCCCUAAGGUCUCAUCAUUGGUCUCAGGCCCAUCUUCCAAUUGUGAACAACAUGUGAAGCACAUGACAUAUUACAGAAGCAUUGACACGAUUACUAUGGCUGGGCGUUUGUCUCCUAAACUGCAAGUCACCGAAAAUAAAAGCUACAAAAUUAUGUAAUUGUGUGUGUGUAUAGCAUAACAGUUCAUGAAAGUCCAAAAGAGAAUGAUAAAACUACAAAACUGACCCAGGAACAUUGUUGCUCUUCCGAGUUCUUCUUGAUCCAUCCAUCACCAUCUAGAGUAACUUUCCCUUGGAAUCGUAGUGACUGAGUAUGUAAGCCAUUGGUGCCGAGUUUAAGUCAUCCACCACACAUUGAAUUAACACGAGUUUUGCACAUACACAUAUGCCAUAUGAAGGAAUGGCCAUUGAGAUAUUAUUUAACAUUAUUUUCAUUUCAUAUCUAUCCAUGCGAAUCACCUAUGUGCAUGAACGGGACAGAAGAGACAGAUUAUAACCCUUGUGAUCCAUUAUUGGGUUUCCUUUUCAGAUUCCUUCUAUGUUCAUGAAUAUGCCAAAGAACUAGGUGGGGAAGAAUACAAAGAAUCGUGAAUAAUAUCAUAAUUUUUUUGCAAAGGAUCCUUAUAUCAUCAUUCCCAUUGUUUGUAGUUCUUACCUUGUAUCCGGCGUUUCAUUGUUGUUCCUUAUGUUGAGCUUCUGUGAAUGUGUUCCUCAAGUCACGGGAUCUGUGCAGCUUGUUGCAUCGAAUCUACGUAUAAUUAUAGAAUCAUGAGGAAAAUCCUAAUCUUUCUAGUUUCAGGGUUAAUUGCACUACCAUAAGACAGAUUUUAGCCUCACAACUGAGUCAAGUCUCUCCCAAGAGUUGAUUCCGCUAUUUAAUAAUAACAGUGUUCUAAUAGCUUUGCUUCCCACUGUUCCUACACAUCUUAAUUGCAUUUAGGACUAUCCUACAGAUCGUCUGGGAAUCCUAUUAAUUAGGAAUGAAUAAAAUGAACACGGCACAGAACAGAACAGAUUCCUGGUUAUGUCAGUGCAAUUCUUGUUGCCUGUGGGCAACAGUCAGUCUGCACCCAAACCAUAGUGCUGAACUCCAUACUCUGACCUAGUUGAUCACACAAGGCAUUGGUGUGAUGCCACAUUCUGAACUAAUGGAAAGUCUGAAUUAAAUAUACAAUAAGUCAUAGAUUUACUCGCGCUUUCUUCAUUAUAGCAAGCUGAUGCUCUGAUCAUCAUUCUUCUGCAGUCCACAAUCUUCCUAUUUUCAGAAUUUUAUCGACUUAAUUAUUUUCCGUCAUGGCUGAAAAUACUUGAGGCUUCUUUUAAACGAAAUUUUGAACUUUUUUUGAUGUAUUCAACGCUAAUCUUUUCUGGGGCAUUCUUAUGACUAUACCAUGUCGCAUAUCUAUUAUGUCUGAAAGUAGGAUAACCUAGUUUAUCUAUGAAAGAAUUGCCUUCUGAGAAAUUCAAUCUGAAUAUUUUCUCACCGUUUUGGAAAUAUUAAUUUGGCAUCCUUAUGAAGAUGACUUAUAUAAUUCUACGACUUUUUGAUUUAUUAAAAAUAAGAGUAACCUGCCAUCAGGGCUUACAAGUGUAUCCGUGACUGUGCCAGGUUGGUGCAGGUACCAAUCCCCUUGAAGGAGCGGCCUUAGGGAUGUCUCUUUUAGAAUCAUUUUCUGAGAUGGGUGCUCUGUUGACGAUUGCAACGACUCAUCAUGGAGAACUAAAGACUCUUAAGUAUAGGUAAUUAUUUUUGGUUUCUUUCGAAUGCUAUUGAAGUAUCUUGGUGCCUUAAACUGUUUUUGCCUCAUGGGGUGGAUAAUACAUGAAUGCCAUCCGUCUAACAAGUGGAUUUAUUAUAGAGAUUGGAAAGUGGUUGACGUGGUAAAACAUGUUUGAGAAUUUUCAAUAAUUCUGCUUGAAAAAUAACAUACUGCAAAAGGCUAGAGAGUAACAUGUCAAUAUAUGCUGAACAGUGUUAUGAUAUCUGUAUUCAAGAUAGAGGGUGUGUGAAUGAAGUAUAAUAAAUCAUACGUUGAGGUUAUACACCAAAUAGAGACAGAUCAUGGUAUUGAGCAAUGAUGCAAUAUGGGUGGAACAUUAAGUGAAGUGUUGCACUCAUAGGAAACACAGGCCACAUAAACUAAAAGUGGAAAAGAGAGAUCACGCACACAAUCAAUGCAAGUUGACAUGAGGUGCAAGAGCCACAUAGAGUAAGCUUACAACAAAACAUUUAAGCAAUUUGUGGACAUCCGUUAGACACAGAAGAGUAUGGCUUUGAGUUAUUUAUUAAACAUAAUUGUCACUAAAUCAUGAUAUAUUCAUGCAUAAUAUACAGUUCACCUCGUUGCAUGCAUAUAAAAAAUAUAAAAAGUUUACUUCAAAAGCUUCACUAUCUUUUAAGUCAAACAAGUAGAGCAUCAUAUAAAAUGUUUCGCUCAUUUAUGUUAUUCACAUGCUUCGAUUUAAUUCAUGAAAACCUACUGUAAUUAGAGGGUGAAUAUUUUGUGUGUGAGUCACAUACAACAACCGGUAACGAGAUUAAUCAGUCAGAUGACCUGAGAUUUAGCAUGGAUUGACCAACCAUGGAUUGUUGUCAAUGAUUUUUUCAACACUUGUAGUUCAUAAGGUUCCACACUAAAUUUAUUUUGAGGCCUAUGAGCAUACACUUGCCUAACUAUUAUCAGUACAUGCUGUGAACAGUCACAAACCCUGGGAAGAAAUGGAGAGGAAAAAGUCAACACACCAUUAUGUACAAAUACCAGGGCCACAAAGCAAGGAAACUACCUAAGAACUAGUAAACCGACAAACUAGAAAACAAACCAACACAGUGGGAAACUGUCCAACUAAGAACCGAACUCCUAAUUAUAUGUUCUUUCCCACAGUGCUUAUAGUUUAGAGUGAAGUGUCGCUCAUAUCCUAUGUUAUUUUCCGCAUUGGGUUUCUCGUAACUUCAUUUUUUUCUUUAUUGUUGUGCCGCCAUUUCUUGACCCAAAACACAUGUUCAAGAUCAACACAACUUAUAAUAAUUUUUUUUGUUAUCAUCAUUUUUUUAUGGAGUUCUCAUUUUAUGUUAGUGGAAUUUCUUAUCCCCUAUCAUUUCUUUGGAUUCAUAUAAUGUAACCAUAGUUGACCAUACAUGAUUGUAGAACUAGAUCAUGCUUUCUAUAGUCAUUAUGCUGAGGGAUAGUAGUCAGUGUAGGGAUUUCGUGCAACAGUUGUAUUCAAGUUUCACGAAAUGAUCUUUUGCAGUAACAAGUCAUUUGAGAAUGCUUGUGUGGAAUUCGAUGAAGUCAACUUGAAGCCAACCUAUAAGAUAUUGUGGGGUGUACCAGGUUUGUUUUCUCAUUCCUUGAAAUGUUUUCUUCAAUUUCAGAACAAUAAGAGAUAUUGAACUCUGAAAUCCUUCGCCAUAUUUUACUAAUAUAUUCUCUGCAGGGUAUGAACGCUCUUGGUUUUGAAUUUUAUUCUCAGUUUGGUUAGCCAAUGACUUAGUUUUCACUUGAAAGAUAUAUGUGAAUUUGAACUAUCGUUUCAUCACUGUGAAAUGUUCUUUUUUUUUAUGAAAAUAUCGGCUGGAUGGUGAAAAUCCUCAUCCAUCACAUCUGACAGAAACAAACCCGUAGCUCCAGUCAUCCAUUACAUUGCAUCCCAGAUCAUAAAAAGAGGGGAAGAUUGUGUACCACACCAUAUCUUCCUGUUCUCACCACAGGCUCUUUGGUGUCCUUUAUUUGGACAGAAGCAUGACUGCAGGAUCAAUCUCUCAUUUGAUAUCUGUUUUCAUCUUAUUAUAGUAUUUCCUGAAGAGAUUGUACAUGAUUUUCACAUUGCAGGCCGUUCGAAUGCAAUUAACAUUGCUGAAAGGUUAGGAUUACCCAGUGUUGUGCUGGAGAAUGCUCGCAAACAAUAUGGAAAAGCAAGUGCAGAGAUCAACGGGGUAUACAUCUAUAUCUUUUUUAUCCGGAGAGUGUUCUAUUCGAAUAGGUUUGCCUUCCACAGAAUUAUAUAUAUACCUUGAUUCUUGAAAACAGCAGCAAUGCAUAACAUGGGAACUCCCCUUGGCUCUUAGCAUGAUUCAAAGAGUGUCUAUAGAGGAAGGAUCUUUGAUAUUUCUGGGAUAGCCAGGAUCCUUGGCUCAGAAAAAGAAUCUGUAUACCAAUAGAUCUGUAUCCAUACUGUCUCUUAUUAUCCUGCCAAAUCUCUCUCAGGUGUCCUUACUAUUUUUAAGUAACACAUCGGUUUUUGCAGAUUUUCAGAUUUUUAUUUUUAUUUUUUGGGUUGGCAACUAUCUUAGACCCCCAGAUAUAAAGAUACAAAAAUACUGCACUAUCUCUCAACAACCCAUUCAUCUGCGACAACUUUUUAGGUCUUGGUCGUGUGGCCAAUGCCUUUCUGGUACAUUCUGACAACAAUGGAUGUAUAAUCCUUGAAAGGAAGGGUUAAAAAAUUUUGGUGCUGCUGUACUACCAGGUGAAGCGGAGAGAUCAAGCUCCCUCCUUUUCUUCCCUCACUCUUACCGCGGGUUAUGAUAGAUGAGCUUUGCAACCCAGGUUCAGGACUUUGAUACAAACAUCUAAUGACAUUAAGUGGUGAAAUGUGAGCUAGAAUGGACACUUGCGGGGAACGAUAAGUUGAAUAGAGAGAGAAAAUCUUUCUAUUUUUCUGUCUCAUGCAUUUCAUCUUAUUUGUAUGUUAUUAAAUCAGUACUUUAUAAUUGAUAAAGAAAAUUUGAAUACCUGGCCCUGGGAGUGAUCAACCGACCUUCUUGGAUUGGUUGCCUCAGAAAGCUUGCUCAGAUUGCCACCAGUGAACUUUUUUAUGAGCUAUCGUCUGAGUAGAUAUUGUCAUAUUUUCCCCUCUGCCUCUUUCUAUGCAGGUCAUAGUUGAUAUGGAGAGGCUCAAGCAAGAGUUUCAGGCGCAUCUUCACGAGUCCCAGCACUACAUAAAGUGAGUGACCUCCCUGGCAUAUGUUCUUGUUCAUCUCGCCCCAUACCACGCUUUCUUCCUCUCUCUUUGGUCGCUUUCUUCCUGGACUUUGACGUUCUGAGGUUAGGUCAAUGAAAUCAAUCAAUUGUACUCUGUAUUGAAGUCACACAUCUGUGUCAGUGAAGUAAAUGGCCCAGCAUUCCCCUCGAUCAGCAAUGCCCGUCUCUGCAGAAAUGAUUAGUUCCAUGGUGGACAUUAGGUGACCUCCGUUGACCUCAUAAUGAAUAACCGAGGUCAGCUUAUCUCCCUUGUUCGUACUGUCUGAGGACCCGGCUUUAAAUCAAGAUCAUCAGUCAGAUCAUGAACCCUGGUUGACUUAUAAGCUGCAUUGUCGGCAUUUCUUUCUUCCUCUCAAACGUUUUCCCAUGAAAUCUGGAGAUUAUCCUUCGUGGGUUUCUUUUGAUUUCAUAUCAGAAGCUAAGUCUGUUCUUCACAGUUGCGGUAGUUUCCCCUUUUUUUGCCUUAUUCAUGGAAAACUCUCCCUUCACCUCUAAUCCAGUUUUCACUCUUCCAUUUGCAGACUCUCGAGAAGAAACUACGAAGCUCUUCUGGCAUCGAGGGAGAAGAUCCAUGAGCACGCCCUGGUUCAACGCAACAACAAAGUGCAGGCUAUCCGUGGGGCUGCAGCCGUAGCCCGAUCUCUCCUCCACACCAAGCUACAACAGUUCCGGGAGAGAUCGGCCGCCCAGGCCGCAGAGGUGGCGGUGGCGGCAGCAGCGGCAGCAACCAGCAACAGGGAAGACCACAGCCUGGAUUCCCCACCGGCAGCCGCCCUCCCGCCGCCGCCCAGUGGCAGCUCCUUCUCCAAGAGUACGGCCCUUCUGAUAUGCCUAGACUCCUACUCUCUCCAAUUCGGCGGCUUUCAUAGAGUCAAACUCUUGGCAUUGCAGAGAAGAAGACGAAGAACCCAGCGGUCGGUGACGUGGUGGAUGUUCCGUCCCUGGGCAAGAAGGCGGUGGUCCUCAAGGUUGAGUCGGCCAAAGGAGAGGUCCUUGUCCAGUCCAGCAGCAUGAAGCUCAGGCUGAAGAUGAGCAGCGUGGUGGUCUUGUGA